GUUGGAUUUGCUGUUUGCUCUCCCUUCCUGCAAAGUGUUUUUCCCCAAACUCUUUCAGGAAAGCCCAAGGUGUACCAAGGUGUCAGAGUAAAGAUUACAGUGAAGGAGUUACUGCAGCAGAGAAGAGCACGACAGGCAGCAACUGGUUCAGCAGUGAGUGAAAAUAUUUUGUUGUUUGCUUUGUCUCUUCUCCCCUUUAGCUCCAGCCACUCCAGGGAUUUGCACAGAGAGGCUGCCCCUUUUGAUGCAGAGCCCAUCUCUUCUGUUCCCAACUGCUGCCCCUCCUGGCAGUUUUCCAACUGCCUCUCCUGUGAGGAAAGCCCCAGCUACUUGGAGCAGCUGAUAGAUUCCUGCCUGCAGUCGGAUGCGCCCUCGGAGCCAGCCUGCAGUGCUUUCCAGCCAUCACACUACACCCCAGACACCUUCCAGCCGGUCCCUCUCUGCUUUAACCAGGGCCUGCCCUGGGACAGCAGGGUCCCCCAGUGCUUCCCCUGCCCCAGCACGGACUGCCUGGACUACCUGCCCCCCCUGGCCAUGGCCGAGGACUUCUUCAGGAGGGACAGGAGCUGGGACAUCUGCUACAGCUAA
This is a messenger RNA of Lepidothrix coronata (blue-crowned manakin), 588 nucleotides long. It is a transcript of the gene POU2AF3, whose product is annotated as colorectal cancer associated 2. The transcript has 4 exons. Gene Ontology annotation, molecular function: POU domain binding; DNA binding. Lineage: Eukaryota; Metazoa; Chordata; Aves; Passeriformes; Pipridae. The annotation marks the transcript as partial. The record is from RefSeq and is a predicted model, not a curated record. Gene Ontology annotation, cellular component: cytoplasm.